This is a messenger RNA of Poeciliopsis prolifica (blackstripe livebearer), 5638 nucleotides long. RefSeq names its product ubiquitin specific peptidase 13 (gene usp13). NCBI's taxonomy places the organism in Eukaryota, Metazoa, Chordata, Actinopteri, Cyprinodontiformes, Poeciliidae. Gene Ontology annotation, biological process: protein deubiquitination. The record is from RefSeq and is a predicted model, not a curated record. Bases 87 to 2678 code for a protein of 863 amino acids. The transcript has 21 exons. Gene Ontology annotation, molecular function: protein binding; zinc ion binding; cysteine-type deubiquitinase activity.
GGGGCUUUAAAAAUAGCAUCCUCCGCUCUGACAGCGCCGCUCCGGAGGCUCCGCAGCACUCUGCAGGGAGAGGCAGGACUGCGAAGAUGGCUGCAGACCUGGGAGAGCUGCUGGUCCCCUUCAUGCCCACCAUCAGAGUCCCCAAAACAGGAGACAGAGUCUACAAGAGCGAGUGCGCCUUCUCCUUCGACUCCCCCGAGUCUGAGGGAGGCCUGUAUGUGUGUAUGAACACAUUCCUGGGCUUCGGACGGGAACAUGUGGAGAGACAUUAUCGCAAAACAGGACAGAGCGUUUACAUGCACCUCAAACGACAUGUUAAAGAGAAAACCACAGGUGCUGCCGGAGGUGCCAUCCCCAGACGAAGAAAUGGAAAAGUGUUUCUAGAUUUAGAGCUAAACCGAGAUUUUAACGGAGAGGACUAUGAGUAUGAGGAUGAGGCAAAGCUCGUCAUUUUCCCAGACCACUUCGAGAUCCCUUUACCAAAUAUUGAGGAGCUGCCCGCUCUGGUGACCAUAGCCUGUGAUGCAGUGCUUAACGCACCUUCAGCUUACAAGAAGCAAGAACCCGAGUCAUGGGAGGAGGAGAUCCAGGUGUCAAGACAUGCCAGAAGCCUCAGACAGCUGGAUAACGGAGUCCGGAUCCCACCCAGUGGCUGGAAGUGUCAGAAAUGCGAGAUGAGAGAGAACCUGUGGCUGAACCUGACAGACGGUUCGGUUCUUUGUGGGAAGUGGUUCUUUGAUGGGAGCGGGGGCAACGGCCACGCUCUGGAGCACUACAGAGAGACCAACUACCCACUGGCUGUUAAACUGGACACCAUCACUCCAGACGGAGCAGAUGUUUAUUCGUUUGAGGAGGAAGAGGCUGUUUUGGACCCACACAUGUCAGAGCACUUGUCACACUUUGGGAUAGACAUGCUACAGAUGCAGAGGAGAACAGAAAAUGGACACCACACAGACAAUAACCCCCGACCGCGAGUCAGUGAGUGGGAAGUGAUCCAAGAGUCGGGCAUGAAGCUGAAGGCGGUGUUUGGUUCUGGUUACACUGGCAUCAAAAACCUGGGAAACAGCUGCUACCUCAGCACAGUGCUACAGGUCCUGUUCAGCAUCCCAGAUUUCCAGAGGAUGUAUGUAGGUAACCUUCAGAGGAUAUUUGACUACUCACCCCUUGACCCCACCCAGGAUUUUGCCACACAGAUGGCUAAACUGGGACACGGACUCCUCUCAGGCCAGUACUCCAAACCACCCAUGAAAUCUGAGCUCAUUGAACAGGUGAUGAAAGAAGAACACAAGGUAUCAAACGGGCACCAACAGAGGGGAAUCUCUCCCCGAAUGCUCAAGGCACUGGUCAGCAGGGGACACCCAGAGUUUUCCUCCAACAGACAACAAGAUGCCCAUGAGUUCUUCCUGCACCUUAUCAACUUGGUGGAAAGAAACAGUGCUGGUUCAGAGAAUCCAAGCGACUCAUUUCGUUUCUUGGUGGAGGAGAGAGUUCAGUGCUGUCAGAGUCGGCGGGUUCGUUACACUCAGCGGGUCGACUACUGCAUCCAGCUACCGGCUCCCAUAGAAGCAGCGACGAAUAGAGAGGAGUUGCUUGCAUAUGAGGUCAAGCGGAAAGAAGCUGAGGAGAACACGCGGGCUCCUCCUGAACCGGUGCGAGCACGGAUCCCUUUCACAGCCUGCCUUCAGGCCUUUAUGGAGCCUGAAAACGUCCCCGAUUUCUGGAGUUCAGCGUUGCAGGCCAAGUCAGCUGGAGUGAAAACGUCCCGCUUCGCCUCGUUCCCAGAGUAUCUUGUUGUGCAGAUCAAGAAAUUCACCUUUGGUAUUGACUGGGUGCCAAAGAAGCUUGACCUGGCCAUCGAUGUUCCAGACUUCUUGGACCUGAGCCGGCUCCGAGCCACAGGGCUGCAGGCGGGCGAAGAGGAGCUGCCGGAUCUCAUGCCUCCCAUUGUUUUACCGGAAGACACCAGAGAUAACUCCAUGAGCUCAACUGACUCUCCGGAGAUAGAUGAAGGUGCCGUUAUGCAGCUGGCAGAGAUGGGUUUUCCACUGGAGGCCUGCAGGAAGGCGGUGUACUACACAGGAAACAUGGGCCCAGAGAUGGCCUUCAACUGGAUCAUAGCCCACAUGGAGGAGCCUGACUUUGCUGAACCUCUCACUUUGCCCUCAAUGAUGGAUCCUCUUCCCUCUACCAGUGACAGCCCCAUGGGGGCGACGCCACUGGACAACUUGCCUCCGGAGGAGAGCAUCGCCAUCCUCACCUCGAUGGGAUUUCCUCGCAAUCACAGCAUCCGCGCUCUCAAAGCCACGAAUAAUAAUCUUGAGCGAGCACUCGACUGGAUCUUCACCCACCCAGAGGAAGAGGAGAGCGACGGGUUCUCUGACAUGGCGGACACGGAGCCCAACGACAACGCCUUUUCCAACUUGAACUCGCACAGCGACUCCACGCUGUCCCCAGACAGAGAAACAUCAGGCCCAAGAGUCAAAGAUGGACCAGGACGAUAUGAGGUGUUUGCCAUCAUCAGCCACAUGGGAGCCUCCACAAUGUCUGGACAUUAUGUUUGUCACAUCAAAAAAGAGGGAAGGUGGGUGAUCUACAAUGACCACAAGGUGUGUUUGUCAGAAAGGCCUCCAAAGGACUUGGGCUACAUCUACUUUUACCGUCGCCUCUCGAGCAGUUAAAAUCGCUGCCUCCCUCCUCCCUGCAGUCUUUAAAUAGCUUCAGUCUUUUACCCAGAAAGACAGGCAGACACCUGCAACAACAGCCACAGCAGAAACGAUGGAAGAAACCUCACAGACCAGCUUCUUGCCUUAUCCUCAUCUCACACAGGAGUAAUUAGAAAUACUGAUCCAAAAAGGAAAGCAAUGUGCUUAUUUUCUGUGCAUUUGUUGUGCUUUGAAUGUAUAUUUUAUUGUUUAUGUUGGGAGAGAUGAAGAAGGGGAAAAAAAAGUAAGUGCACAGGUAUGCGUGCAAUUUGUACUUCUGGAGUGGUCUGGAAACAAAACGAUGCAACAUAUCAAAUCAGGUUGUUCCUCCCGUCUGCCUUCAGCUGCUGAGCUGUGCAUUCACACUGCUACAUUUUAUAAAUGUGUGCUUAGACGGCAGUGCUACACUUCCACCCCACAAAUGCUGAGAUUCUGCAACAAAACAUACGUGAUGUCUGUGCUGUCGGUGGCUUUGCAUGUUGCUAGGAAAUACAACAAACAUUCAUUCCCAUUCAUUCACUCUGGGGCAACUCUGGAUGCUGAGGGGAACACCCCAAACGCCUUUUAAGCUUCCAGAUUCAGGAAAGCACAAGGAAGUUUAAAAUGUUAUCUAGACUGUAAAUAUACAGAAUUAUUUGCUGGAUUACAGCUGAAAACUGCCUCAGGAACAAGAUGUUUCUGUUUCUGUUUCCAAACCCCCCAAAAACACUUAAAAAAAAGUUCUGCACUGGAUGCAAAAGGAGGAUAAUAACAUGUCUAUUCACCAACAAGUAAAGUUAAAUCAUUUCUUAAACCGUGACAGUAUUUAGGUAAUAUCAUGAAUGCCCAAUUGGAGCAUAUGUAAGCCUGUUUAAAUAAAUAUUAGGUCAGCGCUGCAGCUAUAUCUCAUAUAAAAGUUCUCGGUUCUGAACUUUUUCAACAGUUUCUGCCCAAAUUGCAAAAUAUUUGCUUCCUCUGCAAACUUGAACCCAGCUGCACCUGCCGGAGUUUGGUUUCUUUAUCACUCCGACAGAUUCAGACUGUGACCCAAAAAGGUGAAAUGAAUGUUUUCAUUGAGUUGUUGCCAAUUUGCAGGACUCUUGUUGUUACUUAUUGAACUGUUGUCCAGACUCCAGAGCAGCACGUCUGGAGAAAUAUGCAUGGCAACUAAAUCCGGGAUGAAGGUUGCACACUGAUCUGUGUCUCCUCUGCUGUGCACACGAUGCACAUGCUUUUGCAUCGCUGAAUGUAAAUCUUUAUGGUGCUCAUUGUAGACAGAACCUCCUCUUCAAAACCCAUGAACCAGCAAAAAUAGUUCAACUCAUUUGAAUCUAAAUAGGAUGACUUCAAAAGGUUAGUUUCCAGCUAAUAUCAUCUUGUUAUACUUUAGAGAGUAUAAAGAGCAGAACAGCUUAGAAGAUAAAUGUAGUGCAAUAAGCACUUAAAAACUAAAUUUAAGGGGCAUUUUUUAUUCAAUUUGCUGUGAAUCAAAACAACAGUAAAUAAAUAAUUUAAUGAUAAAUAAGUAUAAUUUAUUUUAAUUACAGCAGUGGGACUAAUUUUCAUGUUUUGUUCUUUUUAAACACAUUGACGCACUGAAGCCGUGAUGUUUUAACACAACCUUCUCAAACCAGUAGAAUCUCCUACUGGCCCACGCUGUCCUUUAGUUUUGUCUGGAAUAUAAACUGGUUUUGUUUUAUGCAUCCAAGAAAAAGACAAUGCAAUAUUUCAAAGCAAUGGCCAUUUGUUUUGUGCACUGACAGGCUUGGCUGCAACUCAGUGGCUCCUGAAGCUGGAGGUCUUGAGAAUUCAAAGUUUACUUUCAAAUUGAUCCUGGAUAUAAAAAUAUAAUUCAGUAUUUAGGGUUUGGAAGGUCUAAUUUUAUUCUUCUUUAUUUAACGUACUGGUGAUGAAUGUAUUUCCUGACUGGUCACAUGUCUUUGUUUGCUUUGCAGAACUUCACUUUGACAUCUGGGGGUUGUAAAAGUUUUUUUUUGUCCUCCAAAACUCAAGUCCAUCUUUACAUUUAAUUGUUGACAUAAUGGUUCCCAUAAAAAAAUGGAUGCCGACUAACCAAUGUUAAUUAGUGUAUUGUAAAAAAGAAAGAAACAGUAGUUUGAAUGAGAACAGCAACAAAAACGCUAUUUUUAGCUGGUAGUUGGAAUAUGACGGAAUAGAAACAAAAACGCUUCUUUCAUUCAUAAUCACCUGAAGGCUGUUUCUAUUCUGUCUUCACACAUUAACAGCUGUCUAAACAAAUACUCAGUUUUCACUGUGCUCCUCUUUAACAACAUUGUGCCUAAACCUCCCUGGACAAAUCUUAACUCAUAUCAAAUCUCCACCUCUCAAUGAAAUUGCUGCUGUGUUUCUCAUCUAUGCAGCAGGAAAUAUUACUCAAAGUCUCUAUGCAAGUCCUGCAUUUCUGCUGCUCUUUGCCAGCAGAUGACUGAUGAGGUUGUCGUCUCGCUCAGCUGUGGUCAGUUAUAAAUGUGUCCACCUAUGUUCUGAAGUUUGUCUUUUCGCUGCCCCUUCUGUUUCCUGGAUAGAUAUUUUUAUUAUUAUUUUUUAUUCUUGUCUCGUUUCAGCUUUUUCUCUUUUUCUCUCGCCGUUCUUGUCUUAUUCAAUUUGUUACAAGAAAAAGUUUCAUAUUCAGCAUGUGCACUAAAGGUCAACAUGUAGUUAUUUGGAUUGUACAAUAGUACUUUUGCAGAUUUUAUUCUAUUUUUUUUUCCACUUCCAUAAAUGUCAAACAUGUUAAUUGUUUUUCUCCCUGCUGCCUUUUUGCAAAAAAAUCUGUACCACCACCUUAGUUUUUAUUCGCGGGAUUAUUUUACUUUUGUAAUGUAGCUGUUAAUCCAAAUGAGGCUUUAGUGUACGUAAAUACCGUACAGUAUAUCCAGUGGCACUGUUUACUUAAUGAUGUUUGGGUAAUUUAAUAAACUCCACAUUUGUUGAAA